This is a messenger RNA of Dermochelys coriacea (leatherback sea turtle), 591 nucleotides long. RefSeq names its product histone H4. Gene Ontology annotation, molecular function: DNA binding; structural constituent of chromatin; protein heterodimerization activity. The transcript has a single exon. Bases 30 to 341 code for a protein of 103 amino acids. Lineage: Eukaryota; Metazoa; Chordata; Testudines; Dermochelyidae. Gene Ontology annotation, biological process: nucleosome assembly. The record is from RefSeq and is a predicted model, not a curated record. Gene Ontology annotation, cellular component: nucleosome.
GCUGGUGAUACUAGUUGUUUGUUCGUAAAAUGUCUGGUCGGGGAAAGGGUGGAAAGGGGCUGGGGAAAGGUGGCGCUAAACGACAUCGUAAGGUGUUGCGGGACAACAUCCAGGGUAUUACGAAGCCUGCGAUCCGCCGCUUGGCUCGCCGUGGUGGCGUGAAGCGCAUCUCUGGGCUGAUCUACGAAGAGACCCGCGGGGUGCUGAAGGUUUUCCUGGAGAACGUGAUCCGCGACGCGGUGACUUACACCGAGCACGCUAAGCGGAAGACGGUGACCGCCAUGGACGUGGUGUACGCCCUGAAGCGCCAAGGGCGCACCCUGUACGGUUUCGGAGGCUGAAUCGGCUCUUAACCCCAAAAACUCAUUUAGCUUUUCUAAGGUCCUUUUAAGGGCCACCCACCGGUGCACGGAAAGAGCUGGGUUUGCUCGGAUUGGGAAGGUGGAGGGUUGUGGGGUUCGUGUGUAAAUUACGGGUUUGGCUGAUUUUGGGAUUACACCCUGUUUCUAUUGAGGUUUUUCUGGCUAAAUUGGUUUCCUUAAUACUGCAAACCUAGUACCCAAUUAAUGCUUCAUUGCUAUUUCCCCAGGA